Chara braunii is the source of this 3508-nucleotide messenger RNA. NCBI's taxonomy places the organism in Eukaryota, Viridiplantae, Streptophyta, Charophyceae, Charales, Characeae. The record is from the annotation of a GenBank genome assembly.
GUCGACGGCAUAUGAAGGUCCAGCGGCCUUGUCCGCGGGCAUGCAAGGAGAAAGUUCAGCAGGACGUCACGUGCAAGGUCGCCUGUCGACGUCGAAUUCAUGGCAGAUUUGCAGAGGAGAUUGCCUCUGCUGCUGCUCGUGGUGGUCGUCUUCCUCUUUGUCGUCUUCCUCCACGUGUGCUUGUCGUGCCGUCCGUGGAAGCAACGUCGAAAGCGCACGGCGUCGAUGAAACGCGCUGUGCUUCAAGAGGAACGUCCCAUGGCGGGCAUGAAGGCACGUGCUAUUUUGCCUGCAGCUGAGGGCGGAAGAAGACCUGCGACGACGGAGCCUUCAUGGCGGUACGACCCGUCCAUGUACAGCCAUCUGCCGUCGUGGGAGACGCCGCUGCCUCCCUCGGACGAGGAGCCGAAGGGGGAUGAACUUCCAACGUUUCCUCUCGCCAGCGGGUCGACGCAGCUGUUGUCGCAGACGGUGCUCGUAGGCGGGUCGGCGAGCAACGAACGAGGCGAGUACACGUCACUCCUGCAGCAAGGGUUGGGAGACGACGACGACGGGGGAGUUGAUCUCCGGUUCGGCUUGAGUUCUGGCGGUGCCAGGGAGGCGAGCCGCACGGUCAUCACCGCCGCCCAUGCUUCCGCAUGUGGCCUGCAGCAGCCUCGAAGGGAGCAGACGGGACCUUCCACAGUACGUGGCGGCGCGUCCGUCGUUGGCGGUGUCGGGUCUUCGCCAGCAGCUUGGCAGCAUGUAUCGGGUGCGCCGUCCGGGGAACGAUUGACGGAUAACUGGGACGUGCGCACUGCUGCCGCAACAGCACCACCGGCGGGUUCAGGAGCCAGUGUGGAGAACAUCACUCGAGGCGUGUCGAACAUGCGGGCACACAGCGAUGGCGGCGACGACGAUGGCUGUGGCGGUGACGAUGCCGACGACGGAUUCAGGGAGGAAGUCGAAGCGGGGGACGACGACGACGACAAUGCUGUUCUGCCUGUGGGGAAGACGGGUGGUAGGGGUAUUGGACGCAACAACCGUGGUGGCCGUGGUCGAUCCGUUGGCCGUGGCGGCAGAGGUGGCGUCACCGACGACGGAGGGAAGUCUGCGACGUACUGGUCGACGGACGAGCAGAUGGUCCUCGUCAGAUGCAAGCGGGAGCAGGAGGCGCACCUCGCUGGGCUGGGCCACAAUUACGGUCGGAUGCGGACGAAGGAGUGGAAGUGGGUCGACAUUGCGAAGCGCAUGGCGAACGGUGGGAGCCCUAAAGACGCAGACGACUGCAUGAAGAAAUGGGACAAUUUGUUCCAAAACUACAAGAAGAUACAGAGCUUCUCACCGCGGAGCAAUCUCGCCGCGCUACGUCGCCCUUCUCGUCAUAAAGCUUCUCGCUGUAAAGCUUCUCGCCGCGGAGCAAUCUCGUCGCGCUACGUCGCCCUUCUCACCGUAAAGCUUCUCGCCGUAAAGCUUCUCGCCGUGAAGCUUCUCGCCGCCGUUCCUGCCCUUCCCACCGUAAAUCUUUUCGCCGUAAAGCGUCAUCGAAGGAAGGCGAAAGGAAGGCGCCAUAUCCCGAAAUCGAAGAAGGUGCGCUCCGGUGAAGCGUCAGGAAACGUGCCUGCUCGUGGUUCCGAAGGUUGGGCGGCCGCAGCGGAAAUGGAGUCUGACGACGACUUCGGGAUGGAGGAACCGCAGGCGGAGGCGACGGCAUCGACAGUGCGACAAAGCGCUCGCCAACGAGCUUUUGAUCACAUCGCGCCGAAGAGGAUGCUCCCCCCUGCACCCGAGGCGCAGCAGGCGCGUGGCCGCGAUGCAAGGAAAGACAAGGCUGCCGUCGUCGUGGCGGAAGGCGAUGAUGACGAGACGUUGGAAAGACGUCGCCAGCGCAAUCUUGCACAAGAUUCCGCAUCCCUGUUGAUGACUACACGCCUCCCGGAAAAGGAAGUCGUGCCAGAGCGACACGCAAUCGAGGGCGAGGCGGCAGGUGCUGCGGGCGGGACCGCCACAAUGAACUCGGCCCCCGUGGCGACGGCGAGAGAGGAGGCACCAGCUGCGGCGACGGCGAGAGAGGACGCGCGUAGCGAGAACACAACCGAUCGGGAGGGCGGCGAUGUUGGUCCGAGCCGGGUGCGCAAGGAAACCAUGAGCAGAGAGCUCAUCGAUCGCGCCCUGCUCUGGGUGGAUGACAAAGCGUUCCGGACGACGGGGGAGGGGCAAAGAUUGUACAACAUCAUCCACGAGACGCGGGAAUACUUCGUCGCCAUCGCCAGCGGCCUUCCAACGACUGCCGUCUCUCGCAGCGUCAUCCUGCCGAAGUCGAGCACCAGAGUAGCCAGGAUCUCCGACCCAUCGCAGCUGCAGCAAGCGAUCUCCCGUGCGGCGAAAGUGGAGAACGUGGCUUUGCGCGUCCUGCACGGCUGGGUUUUCAAGUCCGGCAACCGCGCAAGGGGGUACAACCUGGCUUACCAGUACGCACUGGAGUCCGUAGCGACGGACAUCGCGCGUGCUAUAUGGUACGCCGAGAACUGGUCCAACGUCGUCAGCGCGCCCAUCUGCGGCCACACGAUAGAUCUCAACAUGGACUUGCCACUGUGGUUCGACGUCGCCCAUAUCGACGACAGACCCGACGACGACGACAUGGCGGCGUACCAGGAGUCGACCGUCAUCUUCAUCGCCCAAGCAUUCCGCGCGGCGGUGCUGAUGGGAGCGCACAUUGACGGCGAUUUCAUCUCCUACGAUCGUCUUUGUCGGGUGGCUGACUGCUUCAGACUUCUGUUGGCGGCGACAAUAUGGAUAAUGUGCAUGGCGGGAGAUGACUUCCGCAGCCACUACGAGGCAUUUUACUCCGUCAACUUGCUGGCCAGGCCUACACUGGUCGCGUCCAUGCAUCGCUCCUUCGACCAUAGACGAUCCGUCGUCCGCGCCGCGAAAGCCGUCACCGAGAGGCUUGGGAAGGCGAACCCCACGUUUGGCGAGCACCCCAACUACAUCCCUCAAUGGGCACCAUGCGGCAUUACUUUCGGCCACGACGCCAGCGUAACGGGUCAUGUAUUGCAGGUGUUGAUUAUGAUUUAAAAAAACGAUUUGAUUUCUGUCCUUCCUGUUAUGCACAUUGGGCACAGCACACGGGUCACACACACGUCGAAUGUCGCAUAAGCGGAAUGUUUGCGCACCUUCAACAUAACUCCCCAGCACGCGACCAGAUAAAGCCAUUCAUGACAUCAGGAGUGAAGACAAACAGCAAAAAGAAAAUAAGAAAAAAAAAAAAGAAAAAAAAAAAAGGAAAGAUGGCCAGCGCUGCCGAACGAAACAUUCCAUGAACCACGACGAAUGUCCAAAAGGUGGCGAACGCUGUUGAAGACAAGAAAAAUGGAACAAAACGAAAAAGAAAAUGAGCGAAGAGAAAAAAAAAAAAAAAAAGGUUAAUUCCAAAGCUUCGCACAACCGUGCGAGCCACCAAAAUCUGUCUGCACGACGACACAUAGAAAAAAUAACUCAAUGGCGACAACAAAGCCGCCAUUACAUC